Messenger RNA from Penicillium bovifimosum, 2664 nucleotides. RefSeq names its product glycogen phosphorylase (gene glpV). Gene Ontology annotation, biological process: glycogen catabolic process. Lineage: Eukaryota; Fungi; Ascomycota; Eurotiomycetes; Eurotiales; Aspergillaceae. The record is from RefSeq and is a predicted model, not a curated record. The coding region runs from base 1 to 2664 and encodes 887 amino acids. Gene Ontology annotation, cellular component: cytoplasm. The transcript is spliced from 8 exons. Gene Ontology annotation, molecular function: pyridoxal phosphate binding; glycogen phosphorylase activity.
AUGUCAACGACCAUCCCAGAGCCACCGACCGAGUCUCGUCGGGAGCGAAGACCAUCCGUCGGUGCUCCUAUCGCUGACCUCCAAGGACCUGUCGGACCGGGAUUCAGUCGUCCUAAGCAUAAGCGUACAUUCACUGGUCUUGGACCUGCCGAGAUUAAACAUGUCGAAGCGAGCAUUCCUGAGCCACUGAGAGAGGCUUGGAGGAAGCACUCGGCCACUGAGUUCAGCAACAAAGACGAAUUCGAGACAGAGCUAGUACGUCAUAUCGAGACUACGCUUGCUCGUUCGCUGUACAACUGCGAUGAACAAGCCGCGUAUUCGGGUACUGCACUUGCCUUUAGGGACCGGUUGAUCGUUGAGUGGAAUAAGACCCAACAGCGCCAGACUUUCACCGACCAGAAGCGAGUCUACUAUUUGUCGCUUGAGUUCCUUAUGGGACGGGCGUUGGACAAUGCUAUGCUAAAUGUCGGCAUGAAGGAUGCCGCUCGAGAGGGAUUGAAGGAUCUUGGAUUCCGUAUCGAGGAUGUCAUCAACCAGGAGCACGAUGCUGCAUUGGGUAAUGGCGGAUUGGGACGUCUGGCAGCCUGCUUCUUGGAUAGUAUGGCGACCCUGAACUAUCCAGCCUGGGGUUAUGGACUACGCUACCGCUAUGGUAUCUUCAAGCAGGAGAUUGUCAAUGGCUACCAGGUGGAGAUCCCAGACUACUGGCUGGACAAUAACCCCUGGGAGUUCCCCAGACACGAAAUCACAGUCGACAUCCAGUUCUAUGGCAACAUCAAGAAAUAUCAGGACGAGAGUGGUAAGAUCGUGCACUCAUGGGAAGAUGGUGAGAUCGUUCAAGCUAUCGCGUACGAUGUCCCCAUCCCCGGGUAUGGCACGAAGACUACCAACAAUCUUCGUCUGUGGUCCAGCAAGGCCAGUAGCGGAGAGUUUGAUUUCCAGAAGUUCAAUGCUGGAGAUUAUGAAAGCGCAGUGGCAGACCAGCAGAGGGCGGAAACUAUAUCCGCGGUUCUUUACCCCAAUGAUAACCUUGAGCGAGGCAAAGAGCUGCGUCUGAAGCAGCAGUACUUCUGGUGUGCUGCCUCGCUAUUCGACAUUGUUCGGCGAUUCAAGAAGACGAAGCGUGCUUGGAGUGAGUUCCCUGAUCAGGUGGCUAUCCAGCUCAACGACACUCACCCGACCCUUGCAAUUGUUGAGCUGCAGCGCAUCUUGAUUGACAAGGAGGGAUUGGAAUGGGACGAGGCAUGGGGCAUUGUAACCAAGACCUUCAGUUAUACCAAUCACACCGUCCUCCCCGAGGCGUUGGAGAAGUGGUCGGUCCCGCUGAUGCAGAACCUGCUUCCCCGACACUUGCAAAUUAUCUACGAGAUCAAUCUGUUCUUCCUGCAAUCGGUGGAGAAACGCUUCCCUAAAGAUCGGGAGAUAUUGUCGCGAGUAUCGAUCAUUGAAGAGUCGCAUCCAAAGAUGGUGCGCAUGGCCUAUUUGGCCAUCAUUGGCUCCCACAAAGUCAACGGUGUAGCCGAGCUGCAUUCCGACCUACUCAAGACGACUCUUUUCAAAGACUUUGUGACAAUCUAUGGGCCGGACCGGUUCACUAACGUCACCAACGGAAUUACUCCAAGACGCUGGCUCCACCAGGCCAAUCCGCGGCUAUCUGCGCUGAUUGCAGAAAAACUCGGAGGAUAUGAUUUCUUGAAGGACCUCACCCUUCUGGACGGGAUCGAAGCUUUCGUCGAUGACAAGGAAUUCCGCAAAGAGUGGGCACUCAUCAAGCGGGAGAACAAACUGCGUCUUGCUCAACACAUCAAGGCCACCACCGGAUUCGAUGUUAACCCCAAUGCCCUGUUUGACGUGCAGGUAAAGCGUAUCCACGAGUACAAGCGCCAGCAGCUCAACAUCUUUGGUCUCAUCCACCGCUACCUGAGCAUCAAAGACAUGUCAGCGGAGGAGAAGAAGAAGGUUGUUCCUCGUGUUUCUAUUUUCGGAGGAAAGGCGGCUCCUGGUUAUUGGAUGGCCAAAACAAUCAUCCAUCUCAUCAACAAGGUAGCCGACGUCGUAAACAGAGACCCCGACAUUGGCGACCUUUUGAAGGUCAUCUUCAUCGAGGACUACAAUGUCAGCAAGGCAGAGAUCAUCUGCCCGGCCUCUGAUAUCAGCGAACACAUCUCGACUGCGGGUACCGAAGGCAGCGGCACGAGCAACAUGAAAUUCGUGCUGAAUGGCGGUCUGAUAAUCGGCACCUGUGAUGGAGCCAACAUCGAAAUCACUCGCGAAAUCGGCGAGCAGAACAUCUUCCUCUUCGGCAACCUCGCCGAGGACGUCGAGGACCUGCGCCACCGACACUUCUACGGCGACUUCAAGCUAGAUCCGCAGCUCGAGCGCGUCUUCAAUGCAAUCAAGGAUGGCAUGUUCGGUGACAAGAAUGAGUUCUCUGCACUCCUCAACUCUAUUGAAGAGCACGGUGACUACUACCUCGUCUCGGACGACUUCAACUCCUAUAUCACUACCCACGAGAUGGUCGACGAGGCCUUCUUGAAUCAGGAUGAGUGGCUGGCUAAGUCUAUUACCUCUGUCGCGCGCAUGGGCUUCUUCUCCAUGGAUCGCGUUACUAACGAGUAUGCGGAUAGCAUCUGGAAUAUUGAGCCUCUGGAGGUUAAAGACUAG